Vidua macroura (Pin-tailed whydah) is the source of this 1228-nucleotide messenger RNA. It is a transcript of the gene WNT9A, whose product is annotated as Wnt family member 9A. The coding region runs from base 1 to 1092 and encodes 363 amino acids. Gene Ontology annotation, biological process: neuron differentiation; cell fate commitment; canonical Wnt signaling pathway. The transcript is spliced from 4 exons. NCBI's taxonomy places the organism in Eukaryota, Metazoa, Chordata, Aves, Passeriformes, Viduidae. Gene Ontology annotation, molecular function: cytokine activity; frizzled binding. The record is from RefSeq and is a predicted model, not a curated record. Gene Ontology annotation, cellular component: extracellular region.
AUGCUGGAUGGACACGUCCUGCUGGGAUGGCUCUCCUCCUGCGCGCUCCUAGGGCUGCUCGCCUGCGCCCCGCGGCCCUCCGCUGCCUACUUCGGGCUGACGGGGAACGAACCCCUGACCAUCCUCCCUCUGACCUCGGAAAUGGAGGAGGCGGCCGUCAAGGCCCACUACAAGGUGUGUGACCGCCUGAAGCUGGAGAAGAAGCAGCGCCGGAUGUGCCGGCGCGACCCCGGCGUGGCCGAGACCCUGAUGGAGGCCAUCAGCAUGAGCGCCCUGGAGUGCCAGUACCAGUUCCGCUUCGAGCGCUGGAACUGCACCCUCGAGGGCCGCUACCGCGCCAGCCUCCUCAAGAGAGGUUUUAAGGAGACAGCCUUCCUGUACGCCAUCUCCUCGGCGGGGCUGACCCACGCCAUGGCCAAGGCGUGCAGCGCGGGGCGCAUGGAGCGCUGCACCUGCGACGAGGCCCCCGACCUGGAGAACAGGGAGGCCUGGCAGUGGGGAGGCUGCGGGGACAACCUCAAGUACAGCAACAAGUUUGUCAAGGAGUUCCUGGGGAGGAAGCCCAACAAGGACCUGCGAGCCAGGGUGGACUUCCACAACAACCUGGUGGGCAUGAAGGUCAUCAAAGCCGGCGUGGAGACCACCUGCAAAUGCCACGGCGUGUCCGGGUCCUGCACCGUCCGAACGUGCUGGAGGCAGCUCUCCCCCUUCCACGAGAUCGGGAAGCAGCUGAAGCAGAAGUACGAGACCUCGCUCAAGGUGGGCAGCACCACCAACGAGGCCACGGGGGAAGGUGACAUUUCCCCCCCUAAAAAAUCCACCCCGGGCCACAGCGAUCAAAUCCCAAGGACUACGGAUCUCGUCUACAUUGACGACUCCCCGAGCUUCUGCCUGAUGAGUCGGUAUUCCCCCGGGACCUCGGGACGGAAGUGUUACAAGGACAAGAACUGCGACAGCAUCUGCUGUGGCCGGGGCCACAACACGCAGAGCCGGGUGGUGACGCGCCCGUGCCAGUGCCAGGUGCGUUGGUGCUGCUACGUGGAGUGCAAGCAGUGCACCCAGAGAGAGGAGGUUUACACCUGCAAGGACUGACACAACCCGCGGCCUCUGCUGCACGGCCACCCCCGGGGAUGGGCCAGCUUGGAGAACUGCCUAUGGAGACAAACAGGGUUUGAUUGACCUUCUGGCAUCUGGAAGCUAUGUUGAGACAUAAGCACUUUGUAGGGUA